CCGCCGGCCCCCUCCAUCCCGCGGCGCGGCGGCUGCAGCAGGCCGCCCAGCAUGCCGCCCUCCGGCGCCACACGCCCACCCAGCAACUAGAAGCCAUUCAAGUCCAAGUAAAAGACAACCAGGUGAAAGAAAAAGAAAGGCCUAUGCCCCCUCUUGCGGCAAUCCAGCCUAAAACGAUAACAUUGAAUCAGCCAUUACAUCGGAAUCCCAAUCCGUCAGGACUCCGCGUUAUUAACCCUCAGAUUCUUAAGAUAGAGCCAAUUUCGGGGACUGGGCAGCAACAGUAUUUAUUAAAUAGCUCGGCUAACCCUUCCCUUCAGCUUCUUGUGCAGAAGCCCCUGCCCCCUCUUGGACCAGUUUCUGUGAAGAAGAUCGCGGCACCCAAGUUCCUUAAUGGUCAAAGAAUCGUGUUGGCUCCUGUGUCUCCUGCGGCUACCCCUGUUAUUCCAUCAGUUUUAUCCAGUUCAGCAGAUUCACUUGUUCCUAACCUGGAAAAAAACCACACCGAGAAGCUCAAGAAGUCUCUAAAAGUGAAAACUCGUUCGGGGAGAAUCUCCCGGCCUCCAAAAUAUAAAGCCAGGGAUUACAAAUUCAUCAAAACUGAAGAUCUGGCCGACGGGCACCCGUCAGAUUCUGAUGACUAUUCAGAACUAAGCGUGGAAGACGAAGAGGACAGAAGGGACAGGGAAAAGGAUGCCUUGUUUAGCUCUUCUGGAUGUUACCUGAGGCCCAAAGCCUUUAAGUGUCAACUUUGUGAAAAGUCAUACAUCGGGAAAGGAGGACUGGCCCGCCAUUAUAAACUCAAUCCGAGCCACGGGCAGCUGGAAGCCUUGUUGCCCAGAGUGUUCCCUUCAGAUAAACCUAACGGAAUCCUCGAGCAGGAGAGCUCAGAGGGAAUGGGAGUCAAUAGCAAAAUGCUUGCCGAAUCCCCUCCGAUUUCAGCUGUUGCCAGAAUUGAAGGUCCACACCCCGGCUGCGCAACGGAGCCAGAUCCCACCCCGAAUGGGCCACAGAUGAGCAGAUCUGCAGAUGUUGGAUUGUUAUUGGAGGCGGGUCAGGAAAAUGGAAGCCUUGUGACUCGGUCAGGAAAACCCAGAGGAGCUAAAAGGCGUGGGCGGCAAAGUAUCCCUAGGAAGCCAAGGUGCUCAGGCUUCCGACCGAAUUCUCUUCCUGACACGUCGGCAGAACAGACCGUAGUGAAGAGGAAGGCAAGACUCAAGGAGGUUGAAAGACAUCAUUCAACCAAGCCAUUUUUCGCAGAUGUGUAUAAAGAAUUUGAAGAGUUGCACAAAAUGAUUAAGAAACUGUGUCAAGACCACUUCAGUAAUUCUAUCGUGGGUUUUCAGAAGCCCCUGGAAAUAAUCAAUAAUGAGGUUGCUGAUUCCCUAGGAAUUACAGAAGAACUUCUGAGAAAGCAAAAGGCACAGAUGGAAGGCACAUCAGUUCACACAUCAGCUGAAGAAGGGUCUGCAGAAAGUGGCCAGCAAAAGCGAGGAAAUGAGACGCCAGAGGAAACGGUGACCCCUGCGAAGAGAAUACGAGUUGAUCAGCACCAGACCGGAGGUCACAUUAGUCAUAAUGGACCAACAGAGACAAGUCUACAACUGUCCUCACCUGUUGUAAAUGAGGGUUUCAGCCAGCUACCUGGGAGAACGCCUCAGUCUUCCGAAGAACCUUGUGGUGGGAGGCUUCCUGAUGUUGGAAGAACGACGUUACAGACUACGCAGCAAAUUUCAGUUUUGGCCGACUUAGAAGCUGGAAGGGAUUCUGCAGGUUCUGGGAACCUCUUUGAAGCUGGUCCAGGGACCCUUAAUUAUGCUCAGGUAGGAAGUCCAGGCCCCGUGGCCCAUGAACAGACGUUGGAACUACUAGAAGAAAUAGUUCCAGCACACUCCCCAGACCAGAACGCAUCAGGCCGACUCACCGCUUCCGACGCCUCUGGCGUCGAAACAGCAGGCGGGCUGGCGGAUCUUCUAAAAAGCGACAUCUCGAGGAACGAGGAGGUCCGCGAUGAGAAUGAGAGCCAGGAGCACCGGGUUAACCGUGAACAUCCUGAUCAGUGUAAGGUGGCGAACGUGGUUGAUCAGGCCCAGCAGCUUGAAAAGGUUUUAUCGGGGAACCUGGUGCCACUAGACCAUUCGUACAGGACUCUCUCGGAACCGCAGCACGCUCCCGGGGCGGAAGGGUUGGGCCCACCUCAGGGGCACCUCGAUUCUCCCGACAAAACCUUGAACCAGUUUCCCUGUGGGAUUGAGGAACGAGGUGGGCUGGAGAGCAUCGUUGCUGUGGGGGAAACCGUGGCAUUUGAAAUUACCGGUGAGAGCCAUGAAUUGUUGUCUCGGGAACAUGAACGGAUCUUUAUUCAAACUUCAGAUGGGCUCCUUCUGUCCCAUCCGGGUACAGUCGUGUCUCAGACGGACGGUAUCGUCAUCGUCACCCAAGCCGACGGUACUACGAUGCACAUCCAGACGCCAGGUGGAGUUCCUUUAGAAACGGUGGAGGCAUUACUGGCGAUGGAGGCCAACAAUCAGGGUCAAGGCAUUUUGAUCUCCCACAGUGCAGUGGAACCAGGCACAUAGAGUACUGUAGAUUUAUCUGGAGAUGGUGAUCUAUUUCAAGUAAUGUAUAUUUUUCUAAUAUGGGUACUGAAAGAGGAAUCUUUUAACUUAUUUGUAAAGAAGAACUCAUUUCUAUGAUAUGUACUACUUUUAUAUCUUGUAUCCAUUAAUGGCAGUAAUAUUACAACCAGAAUCGGUGAGGACUUCCACUGUGCGUCCUCCAUUUUAAAAUCAAAAGCUUCUGCUGAGUUGCCGUGAACAGUAUUGCACUCUUCCUUGAUACCACUGACUCCCCACUCCUCACCUCCGCCUCGACCACCAACCCCGGCUAGUUUACUGCAUUUUGACAGUUGUUCGGCCUGUACCGGAAGCGUCUUUUGAGAGUAAAAGAAAAAAAAAACAAGUUAGGUAUUUCCCUAUUGGUUCUUGUGAGGUGUUCGAGGGGAAAGUAGGUGGAACUGAUACAGAAUUCAGAUGAGGAUUGAGACAUUGAUGUUUCAAGCUACUUUUCUUUUUAAUGGUAUUUGUCAAGCACCUACUAUGUGCCAGGCAUUGAACUAAGUUACUUGUCCAAGAUCACUGAAUCAAAACUGAACUAGACCCCCAGAUUUUUAAGUACUGUCCCCUGCCAGGGCCUUAGUAAGCAGCGCAAAACACUCAGUUUUUUGUAGCAGGCGAAGUUAACCAUUUCUCUGAUUUCUGGGCUUUUCAUAAUGGAUUAGAGAUGGGGAAAGAUAAGCAUUACUGCCCAUGAAAUUUUAGCUCAAUGAAGGCAGGGGCUACGUUUUUGAGGUGGCGUAGUUUAUCCCUGGAAAGCCUAUUCAUUUUUCAUGAGCACAUGGAAAAUCUGUGCUUUUAAAAAUGAGGCAUCUGUUGCCAGAAAGAUGGCAAGGAGAUAAACAUUGGCUUGUGUCUGAUCUUUGGAUGGAAUUCAGUAACAGGGAGUUAGGAGAGGAGGCACUGUGAUCGUCUUCAAAGACUAUUUUCUCAGUUGGGCAGGGUGGAGUACAGAAGCAAAAUUCAAAGUGACCCUAAUAAUUAGAGAAAGAGUCCUACAACAGCAAGAUAAAAUUCAGAAGGAAAUAGGGCAAGGUUAAUAUCUAAAGGAGCCAAAAGGCAAGCACCAUGAAUACGGGAUAGGGAGAAGAGGUUAUCACAAGGGUAGUAGAAAACGGUAGCUAAUCAUCAGCUGAAUGAGGUAACACCUUAAGGCCACAUUAAAGAAGCCAACAAGAUCCUGAAAUUUAUUAAUAAAAUAAUAUACCGUGUAA
This is a messenger RNA of Ornithorhynchus anatinus (platypus), 3829 nucleotides long. It is a transcript of the gene ZNF839, whose product is annotated as zinc finger protein 839. The coding region runs from base 144 to 2579 and encodes 811 amino acids. The record is from RefSeq and is a predicted model, not a curated record. The transcript has 7 exons. NCBI's taxonomy places the organism in Eukaryota, Metazoa, Chordata, Mammalia, Monotremata, Ornithorhynchidae.